AUGGCCUGCCUCGGAUACACUGGCGGUGUCCCCAAUCCCACCGAUCACAUCUCCAACAGCAAAGUUAUUGAGGUCAAGGCCGGCCAGGUCUAUGACGGCAAGUGGGCCAAGUAUGAUCGUGGAUCAGGAGCCUGCAAGGGCCAGAAUGAGGGUGGUGACAAGGAUGCCGUGUUCCUGCUUCACGAGGGCGCUACUCUGAAGAACGUCAUCAUUGGCAAGGACCAAUCUGAGGGUGUUCACUGCAAGGGACACUGCACUCUUGAGUUUGUUUGGUUCGAGGAUGUCUGCGAGGACGCCAUUUCCAUCAAGGAAGACAAAGCCGGCAAGGAAUCCUGGAUCAUCGGCGGAGGUGCCUACCACGCCUCAGACAAGGUAGUUCAGCACAACGGCUGCGGCACAGUCAACAUCAUCAACUUCUAUGUCGAAGACUACGGCAAGUUGUACCGAUCCUGCGGCAACUGCAGUAAGCAGUGCAAGCGCAACGUCUACAUCGAGGGUGUCACGGCCAAGAACGGUGGCGAGCUCGCGGGCAUCAACGCCAACUACGGCGACACUGCCACCCUCAAGAACGUCUGCGCCGACACCAAGCAGAAGUGUACUAUGUACAAUGGUUGUGCUGGUGGCUGUGAGCCCAAGAAGAUUGGAGCUUGCCCCGCGUAA
This is a messenger RNA of Fusarium vanettenii 77-13-4, 660 nucleotides long. Its product is annotated as polysaccharide lyase family 3. Gene Ontology annotation, molecular function: pectate lyase activity. The transcript is spliced from 3 exons. The record is from RefSeq and is a predicted model, not a curated record. Lineage: Eukaryota; Fungi; Ascomycota; Sordariomycetes; Hypocreales; Nectriaceae. The coding region runs from base 1 to 660 and encodes 219 amino acids. Gene Ontology annotation, biological process: pectin catabolic process. Gene Ontology annotation, cellular component: extracellular region.